Messenger RNA from Danio aesculapii, 1693 nucleotides. RefSeq names its product claudin domain containing 1a (gene cldnd1a). Bases 301 to 1059 code for a protein of 252 amino acids. The transcript has 4 exons. Gene Ontology annotation, cellular component: membrane. The record is from RefSeq and is a predicted model, not a curated record. Lineage: Eukaryota; Metazoa; Chordata; Actinopteri; Cypriniformes; Danionidae.
ACCCCCCGCGGCAGACCGGAAAGCGCGUGGAUUUACCACAGAUCUGCUUCUAGCAGAAUAAACCACACACAUGUGUUGAGUUCAGCUCAUAGCGCUGUGAUUAUAUGCAGCAGUGUUCCUGUGUGUGUGUGUGUGUGUGUGUGUGUGUGUGUGUGUGUGUGUCUGUCUGUGUGUUCCUCCGCAGUGAUAUUAUUCUCAGACUGACAGAUGGCGUGAAGCAGACGGGCGGAAAGUAGGACAGCGGAUCCGGUGAUAACGGUUACCGGGCGCGCGUGUUUACAGUGUGUUUACCGCGUCGCGAUGGUGGAUAACCGGCACGCCACAGCGCUGGUGAUCGCCGCGGUGCUCAGCCUGUUGGCGGCCGUAUAUGUGUCGGUGUCGAUCGGUUCCCCGCACUGGUACCGGUACUGCAGCCCUCCGGUGCGCGCGGAGCCCAACGCCUCCGAGCUGCGCGCGCUACAGGAGGAGUUUCUGGACGGUGAUUUCGACGAGAAAACCGCGAGCGACGCACUGUUCCGCAUGAACGGGACCGUCGGGCUGUGGUGGCGGUGCGUUCAGACGCCCACCGACGCGCACUGGUAUCGGGAGCCCGACCCGCAGAUGGUGAUGGAGUGUGUGAGCUUCUCCCUCUCUCAGCAGUUCACACCCAAAUACAGGGAGCCGGGAAACCACAACAGCGGAGAGGACAUGAUCCGGACCUACCUGUGGCGCUGUCAGCUCCUCCUGCCGCUAGCUGCUCUCCUUCUGGUCCUCUUCUCGGCUCUGCUGGGCUUCUGCGCGUGUGUGUGUGGGAGUGUGACGCCGGCGCUCUUCAUCGGGCUGCUGCAUCUGUUGGCAGGUCUGUGUUCUCUGGCCACCGUCUGCUGUUUCCUGGCCGGGACGGAUCUCCUGCACCGUGUGUCGGUGCUGCCGGAGCGUGUGGACGCAGCGCUGGGCUGGGCGCUGUACCUGAUGCUGACGGCGGCGCCGCUGCUGAUGAUGGCAGCGGCGCUGAUGGUGUGGGCCGCGCGCAGCCACGGGCAGAACUACGCUCGCAUGGCGGCUUACAGGGUCGCUUAGAGGAUACACACACACACACACACACACACAUACACACUCACAGUCCUGCUCCUGUGUCCCGGUGUGUUCUCCUCAGCGCUGCACUGAUGUUCUGCUCUACAGACGGUGUUCUCGCUCUCCUCGACCCUCACAGGACUCAGUCCGCUUACUCACGCUCAUGUGGACUCUGAGGAGCUCAGUUCAGCGAACACAGUGACUCAAAUCCCCAUCAGUCUGUGUGUGUGUGUGUGUUCAAGAUUAAGUCCCCACAGGGAUGUACAAACAAGUAUGGACACACAUUGAAGAGAGUGUGUGUGUGCGUGUGUGUGUGUGUGUGUGUGUGUGUGUGUGUGUGAGCUGUAGUGGUGACGCAAGAGCAGCUUUAAUUUAUUAAUUGUUACCAUCAUCUGUAUUUAUGUAUUUAUCUCUGUACAGUGAAUUAACAGUGCAGUGUGUGUGUGUGAGUGUGUGUGUGUGUGUCAUGUCAGUUAUUCUGGUAAUAGAGGAUCAGGUGCAGUGCAUUGUGGGAAACAUCAUCUAUUAGCAUAUCUGCAUAUUCAUACCAUGGUGCAUCAUCAUUGUCAUGGUAACGCAUGCUGAGAGUGGGCAUUUGUGGAGUCUCCAUGGCGACAGUAAUAAACUCCUCUUCCUCUGG